AUGUCUUCCUACACCAGUAAGAAGCCAGAGAUCAGGCAACGUUGGACGACGCGAGCUCAUACCGGCUGGGUAGAUGGUAUCGUCCAUCUGCCCGGCGGACGACACAUAAUCACAUGUUCGCAUGACGGCUCACUCCGAUUAUGGGACCUAGAGAGCGGUGCACAGAUAGGUGAGGACUGGAGAAAUGAGAGUAACGCAGAAAUAUGGUCCAUGGCAUUGUCUCCAAACGCCAAGACAGUUGCAAGCGGAAGCAGCGACUGGACAGUGGGGUUGUGGAACGUCGAGACGAGGAAGGCCAUCACCAAAUGGACGGGACACAGGGGAAUUGUGUGUACAUUGUGCUGGAGUUCAGAUGGCAAGCGAGUAGCGAGUGGAUCCUGGGAUAAGACAACAAGAGUAUGGGAUGUCGAGAGCGGUGAAACUGUCCUGACAAUCAAAACCGGAUACAAUUGGGUGCGGACGGUGAUGUACUCCCCCGAUAACAAACAUAUUGCGACAGGCGGAUACAAAGAAAUGACAAUCGGCCAGCCGGGUGUAGCCAACAUCUGGGAUAGCAAGACGGGCAAGUUGAUCACCACACUCGAACACGAUUCCAUAGUUUGGAGCUUGGCCUGGACAUCGGACGGAAAGAAGCUUAUCUCCGGUUCAUUAGGCGUGAUCAGCAUAUUCGACAUAGUCACUUGGCGGCAGAUUGCCGUUCUUAAACGUCACACAAACAGUGCUGACGUCAUCUCCUUGUCUUCAAACAACCGCUUCCUUGCAAGUGCAUCAUUUGAUAAAACAGCGCGUCUAUGGAAUCUCGACACCAAUCUCCAGAUCGGACAACCCCUCCAGCAUGAAGAUAGCUUGCUCUCCGUAGCCCUUUCCGUUGAUGGAAAAACGCUAGUCACUGGUUGCAAAAACGGAAAAGUGUACACAUGGGAUAUUCACACCAUCCUCAAAGAAACUGGCCUUGAAGACCUACUGCCCGACGUGCCCGUUCCUGACGUCAUAGAGUUGAUGGACGCCAAUGCCACGCAUGGCCAGGACGAUGAACUACCACCAGACUUUUUUGAUGGUGGACGACCCGGUGUUUAUUCCUCCACAGCAUACAGUAACCAAUACCGUUCCUCUGCCCGCCGCCGCCCUCUCGCACACUCUUCGAGGAAUGCGCUCCUCAGCCGCCUUUCAACGCUCCUUCGCCGCUCUCCCUCUAACAUUAAUCAAGCAACCGAACUUCAGCAACGUCCAAGGCGGUCUAUCUUCUCUCAUAGCGGCUCUCGUGUCGUCGAAGUUGCUGCGGUGCGGGACAAACAGGCGUUAUAUGUUGCUCCGCCGCAGGUAAAAAAAACACAGGCCCAACCACAAGGCCAAGCUCAGUCGUCGUCAUCGCAAUCUCAGCCUGCUGCCGCCUCAACUUCCACGGCACCUCCUGCUGCCGCUCCCGCUGCCGCUCCCGCUGCCGCUCCCGCUCCCACUCCUACUCCUGCUCCUGACACUCAGCCGAAUGGUAAUACCAUACCAGGUGCAAGACCUGCGCGUUCACUACCCCUCCGAAUGCUGGCACAUCUCGUUCUUUUUCUCUGCUGUGCAUCUUCUCAACACGAUGGCAAUGUACGACCAACACAGCAGCAGCAAGGCCAAUCGCAGAACCAGGCACCGUCACUGCAGACUCAGCCAGCCGCCCCCUCGACGUCAACGACACCUACUGCUCCUGAUACUCAUACUACCACGCCAGGUGCAGCAACCGCGCAGCCACGGCCCCUUCCAUUGCGAACUCGUUUCGUCCUUUUUCUCUGUUGUGCAUCUCUCCCGCAUGCAGAUGGGCAUUGA
Molecule: messenger RNA, 1812 nt
Organism: Suillus clintonianus
Lineage: Eukaryota; Fungi; Basidiomycota; Agaricomycetes; Boletales; Suillaceae
Product: WD40-repeat-containing domain protein
Exons: 5
Coding region: 1-1812 (603 amino acids)
Molecular function (GO): protein binding
Source: RefSeq, a predicted model, not a curated record